This is a messenger RNA of Spathaspora passalidarum NRRL Y-27907, 2343 nucleotides long. RefSeq names its product SKN1/KRE6 family beta-glucan synthesis-associated protein. Bases 90 to 2177 code for a protein of 695 amino acids. Gene Ontology annotation, molecular function: glucosidase activity. The transcript has a single exon. Gene Ontology annotation, cellular component: endoplasmic reticulum membrane; plasma membrane. Lineage: Eukaryota; Fungi; Ascomycota; Pichiomycetes; Serinales; Debaryomycetaceae. Gene Ontology annotation, biological process: fungal-type cell wall organization; (1->6)-beta-D-glucan biosynthetic process. The record is from RefSeq and is a predicted model, not a curated record.
GCUUCUUGCUUGGUUACCAGAAUUCUCUUUCACACAUACCCUCACAGAAACAUUCGCUACCCUCAUUUAUUAUAGACACACUCGUUUGAAUGGCUCGAGAUUUAACUUCAAAUACUCCGGUGAUACCUCAGGAGCCGGUGCUAGAUGAAGAUUAUGUUGCGCAAAGUAACUUAAACAACCCCUUUGAAUUCACAGACAGUAAUGAAGCAACUAGCUCCUACAGUUCUGGUUCUGGAGGAGACCUGUCUUCGGAAACACCACCAGAUGACAACGAACCACCCCGUGCCCCUGGCUAUGGGGAACGUCCAUUCAGAGCGUAUAGUUUGAGCAGCAGUGAUCCAGUACUGAAUAAUGAUAGCUCGUCCCAAGAAGAAAGAAAACCUCUCAAUCCACCAAGAACAAUGGCUACGCCAGUUACACUCCCACAUCGGUCUUAUAUUUCUGAUUCUAGUAUGAACAUCCUGGGAGCUCCAGCUGCAUAUGAUAGAUAUCCCACCAUGGGCAAUGGUAAUGUUUCCAGAUUAAGUUCCAGUGGCUCUUUACAACAUUUUCUUCCUUCUAAGGAAAAUUCCGAUACCGCCAGUUCUUUCACAUCAAAUAAUUACAGUCGGGUGCCAUUUGAUUUCAGUCCAUUUGGAGGGUAUCCAGCAAGUUCCUUUCCUUUGCAUAUAGACGAAAAGGAGCCUGAUGAUUACUUGCACAAUCCCGACCCAAUACACGAUGCCAUUUAUGACAAGAAUAGACUUUGGAAUGAUUUGAAAAAUGCUGAUAAAAGAUCGGCAUGGGGACUUUUUGGUUUUGCCGUGUUACUUGCAGCUGCUGUGGCAGUAUUUAUCAUAUUGCCAGUAUUGACUUUUGCUAACGUAGAAGUACACCAUUCUCCUCAAGAAUAUGAAUUGUUGUCAAAUUAUCAAUAUCCAAUGUUGAGUGCUAUAAGACAAACUUUGGUUGACCCAGACACCCCAGAUGAUGCGUUGACUAUAACUGCUAAAGACGGGUCUCAAUGGGUCUUGGUAUUCAGUGAUGAAUUUAACGCUGUUGGAAGAACAUUUUAUGAAGGUGAUGAUCAAUUCUUUACUGCUCCUGACUUGAAUUAUGCUGCUACCAGGGAUUUAGAAUGGUAUGACCCUGAUGCCGUUACAACUGCUGAUGGGACGUUAAAUUUAAGAAUGGAUGCCUUUAACAAUCAUGAUUUGUUUUACCGUUCCGGAAUGGUUCAAUCAUGGAAUAAGUUUUGCUUCACACAAGGUAAAAUAAUUAUGUCAGCACGACUCCCCAACUAUGGAACUGUUUCAGGAUUAUGGCCAGGGAUGUGGACAAUGGGAAAUUUAGGAAGACCUGGAUAUUUAGCCAGCACUGAAGGUGUUUGGCCAUACUCUUAUGAUUCAUGUGAUGCCGGGAUAACUCCUAAUCAAUCUUCCUCGGAUGGUAUUUCUUAUUUGCCAGGCCAAAAAUUAAACUCAUGUACGUGUAAAGGAGAAUCUCACCCAAAUCCGGGAAUAGGAAGAGGAGCACCAGAAAUUGAUGUUAUUGAAGCUGCUAUCGGAACAGAUUCCACUGGAAAAACUCCUAAUAUCGGGGUUGCGUCGCAAUCACUUCAAUUGGCACCAUUUGACAUCUGGUAUAUGCCAGAUUAUUCCUUUAUUGAGAUUCACAAUGCAUCAGUCACCACCAUGAACACAUAUGCAGGAGGACCUUUCCAACAGGCACUUUCAGGAACAACCACAUUAAACUCUUCAUGGUAUGAAUUUGGCCCUUAUGAUCAUAAUUUCCAACGCUAUGCUUUUGAAUAUUUGAACGAUGAUAAUAAAGGUUAUUUAACUUGGUUUGUUGGUGAAGAUCCUACAUUCACUGUAUAUCCACAAGCAUUGCAUCCUAAUGGAAAUAUCGGUUGGCGUCACCUUUCAAAAGAACCAAUGUCAAUUGUUAUGAAUUUAGGUAUUUCCAAUAGUUGGGCUUAUAUAGAUUGGCCAUCGCUUAAUUUCCCAGUUACCAUGAGAAUCGAUUAUGUUCGAGUAUAUCAACCUAAGGAUCAAAUUAACGUUGGUUGUGAUCCUGAUGAUUUCCCCACGUAUGAUUAUAUUCAAGAGCAUUUAAACGUAUAUGAAAAUGUUAACUUGACGUUGUUUGAACAUGGAGGUUACUCAUUCCCCAAGAAUAAAUUAACUGGAUGUUGAUUGUGCUGGCACAUUUUGCAAUGGAUAAUUUUGAUUUAUAGACUGUUUUGCUUUGUAGUUUAUACGGAUAUUUGUUUGUUAUAUAUAAGAAUUCACAAAGAGUAAUUCGUAUUCUUUAAAUAGGGUGAAAAUUUACAUCCGAGACAACGAGGGGUUUUUGUGUCAU